This is a messenger RNA of Euleptes europaea (tarantolino), 1210 nucleotides long. RefSeq names its product synaptogyrin 3 (gene SYNGR3). The record is from RefSeq and is a predicted model, not a curated record. Lineage: Eukaryota; Metazoa; Chordata; Lepidosauria; Squamata; Sphaerodactylidae. Gene Ontology annotation, cellular component: neuromuscular junction; synaptic vesicle membrane. Bases 1 to 918 code for a protein of 305 amino acids. The transcript is spliced from 4 exons.
AUGGUCCCAUCCACUCCCUGGGCUGGCCCAAGUGGCGGCGCAGCCCAGCGCAGGGGAGGAGAGGGGGGCGCCCACCCACCCGGGCUGGGAUGCAGCUUUGGAGGAGGAGAAGGAGGCGGCGAGGAGGCUGCGCGCAAGACGCCGCCGCCGGCGGAGGAGGCAGCAGCAGCAGCCAGCGCAUCAGCCGGGGCAAGUGGCCGGUGCCCGCUCCCUACUGCUGGAGGAGCCAUGGAAGGCGCUUCCUUCGGAGCCGGGCGUGCCGGCGGGGCGCUGGACCCACUUGAGUUCCUCCGGCGGCCCCAGACCAUCCUCCGCCUCGUCUCGGCGAUCUUCUCCAUCAUUGUGUUCGGCUCCAUCAUUAACGAGGGUUACGUCAACAACGAGAAGUCCCCGAUCCUGAAGUGUGUCUACAACGGUCACGAAGGGGCCUGCAAUUACGGCGUCACCAUUGGACUCAUCGCCUUCUUGGCUUGCUGCCUCUUCCUGGUGGUGGACCUCUAUUUCCAGCAGAUCAGCAGCGUGAAGGACCGGAAGCGGGCCGUCCUCGUGGACCUCGGCUUCUCAGGUUUCUGGUCCUUCUUGUGGUUCGUGGCUUUCUGCUUCCUGGCUAACCAGUGGCAACAAACACCGACAAGCAAAGGCGCAACGCAAGCCGGGGACGCUGCCCGGGCAGCCAUCGCCUUCUCCUUCUUCUCCAUCCUCUCCUGGGUCGCCCUGACCAUAAAGGCCCUCCAAAGAUACCGCCUGGGGACUGACAUGUCUCUCUUUGCAACGGAUCAGUUUCCCACCGACCCCAACGCGGGGUACCCUGGAUACCCCACAGGGAGCGGCGUGGAGAGCACGGAAACCUACCAGAGCCCACCGUUCACCGAGACCCUGAACACCAGUCCGAAAGGCUACCAGGUGCCGGCGUACUAAAGGGCAGAGGCUCCCAGGAGGCCGUAUCGAAAGCAGGAAUGAACGCCCCUGACCCCUCCCAGAGAAACCAGCCGCGUCCUCUUCUGUGGUGCAGCAUAGGCCCACUGGUUGGUUGCAAAUGUAUUCAGAAGUACCAUUUCUUUCUCCCCUCCCUCAAAUGUGGCAAGUUAAACGUGCUGAGUUAAACUUACUCUUAGCUAGUUGUGCAGUGAAACUCUGUACAGUGAAUUGGUUCUCGUCUUUACCUGUCCAAGGGUAUUUUUUUAAUAUAUAUAUAUAUAAAUAUAUAAAA